Messenger RNA from Telopea speciosissima, 1912 nucleotides. Its product is annotated as transmembrane protein 87B. The transcript is spliced from 8 exons. NCBI's taxonomy places the organism in Eukaryota, Viridiplantae, Streptophyta, Magnoliopsida, Proteales, Proteaceae. The record is from RefSeq and is a predicted model, not a curated record. Gene Ontology annotation, cellular component: membrane; Golgi apparatus. Bases 30 to 1592 code for a protein of 520 amino acids. Gene Ontology annotation, biological process: transport.
AGAGGGUUAAAGAAGCAUUGAUUUUCAAUAUGGCUUUACUACGAUUUCUUGUGAAAUUUUUGUUCUUAAUUUAUCUAAUCAUUAAUGUUGGAGGUUCGAUCCAUGAGUACAGAAACGAAGCUUUCGUUCCUCGAUCGAAUUCGUUCUUCUUCCAUGGUGGUAGCGAGGGACUUUACGCAACCAAGGUUCCUGUCGAAGCUGUUUCUGAAGAAACAACUAACAAUGGCAAGUCUUUCCUUCAGUUUGAAUCUGUCAUAUUCCGGAGGACAAAAGAGUCCACAACUAAGCAGAAUGACAUGCAAAAAAGUACUGGUUUGGUGGAAGCCAUAAUUGUUGAGGUCAAAGACAGGGAGAGGAUUGGGGGUUUCUAUAGAAACUCAGAUGAAAUAUGCUGCACUCCAGAGCUUGCUAAGGAUGAAUCUUGCACAGCAGGAGAAGUAAUUAUCCGCGAAAACCCAAAUAAUCCUGGCUGGCCAAAACGCAUUCAGACUUUCUUUAAUGGAAGACAUGAAGAAGCUAAAAUGGAUCUUGAAACUAUUGAAAUAAACAGUACUGGGAUGUACUACCUCUAUUUUAUGUUUUGUGACCCAGUACUCAAGGGUACUGUAAUCAGAGGAAGAACUGUCUGGAGAAACCCAGGAGGUUAUUUGCCUGGAAAGAUGGCACCUAUGAUGACAUUCUAUGGCAUCAUGUCUUUAGCUUACCUAGUACUUGGUCUUCUCUGGUUUCUGCAGUUUUUGCGUUUCUGGAGAGAUAUAAUACAGUUGCACUACCACAUUACAGCAGUAAUUGCUCUUGGCAUGUGUGAAAUGGCACUCUGGUAUUUCGAAUAUGCAAAUUUUAAUGUUACUGGGCACAGACCUAUGGGCAUUACGAUAUGGGCAGUAACAUUUACUGCUGUGAAAAAGACUGUAUCUCGCCUUCUUCUUCUAGUGGUUUCAAUGGGAUAUGGGGUGGUGCGGCCAACCCUUGGUGGUAUAACAUCUAAAGUCCUUCUUCUUGGUUUGAUAUACUUCGUGGCUUCAGAGGGUCUUGAGCUUGUGGAACAUUUGGGAAAUAUCAAUGACUUUUCUGGAAAAGCCAAACUGUUUCUUGUGCUGCCUGUUGCUCUAUUGGAUGCCUGCUUUAUUCUUUGGAUCUUCUCAUCAUUAUCCAAGACUCUAGAGAAGCUUCAGAUGCGGAGAAGCAUGGCCAAACUUGAACUUUACCGUAAAUUCACCAAUUCUCUUGCAAUAUCAGUGUUGCUCUCUGUCGCUUGGAUUGGCUAUGAGCUGUACUUCAAUGCAAGCGAUCCUUUGAGCGAGCUCUGGCGAAAAGCUUGGAUCAUCCCUGCUUUUUGGAUAUUUCUUGCAUACAUUCUCCUGCUGGUGAUCUCUAUACUCUGGGCUCCUUCGCAUAACCCUACUAGAUAUGCAUACUCAGAGGAAACAGGGGAUGGUUUUGAUGAGGAGGGUAUCUCGCUGGUGGUCAGUGGGGUGAAGACAGCCACAGAUGUGGCAACCAAACUUGAGAGGAAGGAUAGGAAGGUGUCAACUUCAGCAGACCAUGUAUUUGGGCUAGGAGAAGACCUUGAGGAGGACAAGAGAGAAUGAGGACGACUUACCAGUGUGCAUGCUUUUCAUUGUCAUACGACUUGUGUAAUAGGUAUGAAGGAGACAUCAUUACAAAAAAAAAAGGAUUAAACAAUGAACCCAACAGAAAAAAGAGAGGGAUAGGCUUAAGCUGAGUAAAAUAGGGUAGAGAUCUCUCUGUGCUAAAUGAUUGUCACCAUCACAGAAGCAAGGGAUAAAAAAAAUCAGUUGUCAUGAUCUUCAUGCUUUUAUCAGUUAGAUAUAGAAGAAAUUUCUGUUUGGAUGCUUUUUGGUAUUUGUAUAGUGGGAUGCUUGUAUGAAAUAACAAACUAGAUUUUCAU